This is a messenger RNA of Hydatigera taeniaeformis, 1485 nucleotides long. The record is from the annotation of a GenBank genome assembly. NCBI's taxonomy places the organism in Eukaryota, Metazoa, Platyhelminthes, Cestoda, Cyclophyllidea, Taeniidae.
AUGUCGCACAUUAAGGUGCUUGAUGCUCGAUCUGUCAAUAGAUUGUGCUCAAGUCAGGUAGUUGUUACUCUUGGUAUUGCUAUAAAGGAGCUGGUUGAAAAUUCGAUCGAUGCAGGAGCUACGAAAAUUGGUAGUAAAAGUCACAGCACUUCAAAGAUUCAUGAUUUUGACGACAUUACAAAGGUCAACUCUUUCGGGUUUCGGGGUGAAGCCAUUUUUUCCCUAUGCCAAGUAGCCGAUGUGACGAUACAUACCAGGACUGAACAGGCAAAAGUCGGCACGCGGUUGGAGUUCACGAAUUCUGGUGGGUUAAAGUCCCGCCGUCCAUUAGCGCGGAGUCGAGGGACAACUGUCUAUGUUGAAAGGCUGUUUCACACUCUUCCUGUUCGCAGACGUUAUCUCACAAACCAAUCCCGUUUGUCGAGAGAAUUUUCUCAAGCCAUCACUCUGAUUUCCAGUUAUUGCCUUGUUUUAACUGGAGUUCAGCUGUCCUGUUAUCGGAUCGAUAAGAAAGGGACAAAAAUACUGGUUGUUUCCAAUAUGGAAGGGAACUCGCUCUCAUCGAAUAUCGCUGCGGUUUAUGGUCAAGCUCAGCUCGAAUCGUUAGUUAAGAUUACCAAUGACUUUGCGGUCAAUGAUGAACUCAAGGAUGAAUACAAAGUCAAGCUUUCAGCCGAAGAGUUGGAUGAAAUCAAAUUCUCAGGUUUCAUAUCUAUGCCGCCGGUGGGUAGUACUGCUACCUUCGGUAGAUCCUCGGGUGACCGACAAAUUGUAAGCAUUAAUGGUCGUCCCUGCGACUUCCCCCAGUUCACCCGUCUUGCCACAGAUGUUUGGCGUCGUUGCUGUCGCGAGUCUCUGUUGUCGAAAUCACAGUCCCUUGCAAUGCCUUCUCGAAGCGCUACUUCUGCUUUCCCGGUCCUUAUUCUCCUCGUCAACCUACCCAGGGCUAAGGUGGACGUAAACCUGUCGCCGGACAAGCGACAGCUCAUUCUGCACUGGGAGCGUGCGGUUGUGAUGAAGUUAAAGGCCGCCCUCACUGCCACACUGGCUUGCGUCGAUGGAGAGCAGAGUACCUUAAAUCUUCAAGUCUCAUCGGUGGCGGUGACAGCAAGGACGGAAUUGAAGUCAGCUGAGGGACUUACUCAACGACCUAUCGUCCCAACCCAACUCUCUCUUGCCUCUAAUAUUCCUUCACGACCCGAGUCUUCGCCCCAAAAUGCCAAAAAACCUCGACUCUCAACCAGUCCCAUUACUUCUCAGAGAUCCAUCUUUACUAGCGACUCGGCAAGGCGCAAUUACAAUAAGCGUUUGCCUCUGCUCAACCGUGAAAGCGUUCGUGUGGACUUCUCCAUGAGCCGUCUGCUAAAGUAUUGGGCGUCAAGAGGUAGUUUAAGUGAAUCAGCGGAAACGCCUUCGAUUGGUGAGUUUCACGCAGAUCUGACGGAAUCGGCGGCUCAAUCGGAACUGACCUCAAUUUUUCGGUGA